CUUGCCACAACGACUGCAAACCAACCCGUUAAACCAGCCUCGGAGAUACAACCGAACACAGCGCAUUGGCAGAGCAGUAGUGUGGCAUUGCAGCGUAGAUCACUGUCCAUUCCGCGAUCAUCCCCCCGCGGUUGCGGCACGGGACCGGAAUCACCGCUUGCAGCCACCGACCAGGCUGCUGAGCCAUUCAGUCUUAAAUUAGCGCUGAUGAAAGCAAGAGCUUCCACUCUGGUACAUUUCUCGAAGAAAAGUGAACUAGUCAAUUGCAUCAAGUCCCUGCGGUGCUGUGCAAAAAAAAUACUUCUGGGCUAACGACGCCUCGGCGGAAAUCGAAAGUGCUCGAACCGGCGAUCAUGAAGCUCACCCGAUUGGCGUUGUCCCUUUUGCUUCUCGUGGCACCCUCUUGGAGCGAGCUCCGGAAAACAUUCCACAGCAAAAUCAGCAGGAGCAGUGGAGGUGUUAGUUCGAGCAGUCGUUAUCUGUUUCACCACUAUCAUGGUGGGCGCGAUCGAGGGCACGAUCAUCAUCAUCAAAGCUUCAAGAAACAGCUGGCUUCGACGACGAUCAGUGAGAAUGAACUGGAUGCGACUACCCUGCCACCGCCACCGCCACAGGAUGAGGAGACUCCGACUCCAACUCCCACUGCGUUGCCAUACGAACGAUCGCUGCCUUUGCGGGUGCUCAAUUGUAUGACCAAAGUUUCCAUCCUGGACUGUAGUAAGCUCUACGUUCUACAGAACAUGGAAUCGCGACACUAUGAAUUUGAAACGACUGGAAAUUUGACUUACGACGUGCAGCAAAUCUUACUGCCCUCGUACCAACGCCCGGACAAUAAAUUAUUCGAAGAUCGUUUACUGCGGCUCAACUCCACAGAGGUCGAUCGACGAAUCAACCAGGGCCUGGCGUUGCUCUUCAACGAACGCCAAGUGGACUUCAAAUUCCUGCCAGGAUUCGAACUGCAAAUCAAGCCCAGCGACAGUGACACGCUGGAGUUCUCCAUCCAGAAACAACUGUCCGAAAACGAAUCUCAGGAGGGUCGCGCCCGGGAUGAUGAUGAUCGGAAAGAUCGCGAUCGCAAAAAGUACAAAGGUACCCGCAAGGUGAUGAAGCAUUUGCUACGGCUGGGAGUGCCCGCUGUGUUGCUGCCGUCGAUGCUGCUGGCCGGAGUGCUGCCCAUGAUGCUUCCGGUGCUGAAGUUUGCGACGAUUUUUACCAGUUUUGUGAAUCACGCGGCACUGGCUGCGGCGGUGAUGUAUCUGGCGAAGCAGCACGCGCAGGAACAGGAGGAGAAACAGACGGUGUACUUCAAUGCGGGAUACAAUUGAGUCCUAACUUGGGGUGGAUGCUGUAAAAGUGGUGAUGGUAGAUGGGAAAAGUAAGUGUAGGUGCUAAUAAUUUAUUUAUUGCAUAAGAUUUUAUUUUUAUAAUUUUGAUUAUUAUUUAGUGAUCAUAGCAAUAGCUACAAGACAAAGAUUUCGCCUAAUAAAUAGAAAAA
Messenger RNA from Aedes albopictus (Asian tiger mosquito), 1495 nucleotides. RefSeq lists its product as uncharacterized. Lineage: Eukaryota; Metazoa; Arthropoda; Insecta; Diptera; Culicidae. The transcript has a single exon. Bases 354 to 1325 code for a protein of 323 amino acids. The record is from RefSeq and is a predicted model, not a curated record.